Rotaria sp. Silwood1 is the source of this 813-nucleotide messenger RNA. Lineage: Eukaryota; Metazoa; Rotifera; Eurotatoria; Philodinida; Philodinidae. The record is from the annotation of a GenBank genome assembly.
AUGCAAAUUUUUUUAUCAAUUUUAUCUCGUACAAAAAUCAAAUUUUAUAAUAAUGAUAUACGAACUUCUCCAGCAACAGAAUUAUCAGACGUUUGUGAUGGAGCAGUUUAUAGAAAACUUGCUCGAACUCAGCGUGAUUCUUUUAUUACACUCACAUUAAACAUUGAUGGAAUAUCAAUUUUUCAAUCAAGCAAUCGAUCUAUUUGGAUAUUUACUGCUGCAAUCAAUGAAAUUGCUCGUCAAGAUCGAUUAAAAUUAAAUAACAUGCUAAUUUUGGCUAUUUCUUCGAGCCUUUGUAAGCCGUCCAAGGCACAAAUGCAGUCAAUGCUUAAACCUAUUGUUCAAAAUUUAAAAAGAAUUGAAAAUGGAAUUAGUUUUAGCACUCCAGAUCAAGCAGCAGUUUGGGGAAGAGUUUUCUUAAUACUCAGCUGCAACGAUAAGCCAGCCCAAGCACUUCUUCAAAACCUUGGAGAGCCUCAUGGACGCUUUGGAUGUGGCGAUAAAGUUUCUACUGGUAAAACUACGAUACGUGUAUUCCCAACAGCACCAACAAUCACCUAUAGUUUACGUACUAAUGAAUGGUACGAUCAAAUGAUCGAAACAGUUUGUAAACCAGAUGUUCGACAAAGAACAACUGAAGAUGAAAUCCUCGAAAUGUUGUGUGGUCAUAAAGGUUUUUGUCGUUUGCGAGAUUUGAGUAACUUUGAUAUUGGCCAGUCAUUUGCGAAUGACCCCUUACACAAUGUUUACCACGGCGUAUUUCGACGCAUUCUUGUACCUCUGUUUGAUGAUAAAUAUGCUAAACAAAAGUGA